Echinostoma caproni is the source of this 1584-nucleotide messenger RNA. The record is from the annotation of a GenBank genome assembly. NCBI's taxonomy places the organism in Eukaryota, Metazoa, Platyhelminthes, Trematoda, Plagiorchiida, Echinostomatidae.
AUGACUGACGUCCAGCGACAAAAGAAAAUUUACACGCCGGAUAUACAAUCAAGAAAUGAGGUCCCUGAGUCCGAGAUCAACUGGGACGAACCGGAUUCGGUGACUAACCAGUCAGUGUUUAUCGAUGCGAAUCAAAAUGUGCCCACCAUCGAGGAAUCUGAAGUGACUAACAACAGUGUCACAAACCCAGCAGAAAUAAUGACUGGGGAGGAAACCAACUCGGCUCAGAUUCUGUCUCCUAUUGCUGUGGACUAUGAGGAAGAAAAAUCCGAUGAUAUGUCCCAACCUCCGACUUGUGAAAUUUCUAUCGAUGCUGGCGUCGAUAAAGAUUCGAAUACAGAAGGUACCCGCAAUGAGGAUCCAGAGAUUGAGGAGGCAAAUGCAGAAGAACAGCCUGACUCCGCGCCUAAAGAGCACGUAUUUCGCAUUGCAGUUGAGGACGACAUGCAGGAGGACAACAAAGCUGAUGAUCAGAUUUAUUACUUACCGCUAGCGAUUGGUGCUUCCGGUGGAAAACCAGAGGCAGAUAAUUUAGAUUUGAGCAAAAUACCCGGUCUGGGAACAAACAACCAGUCUGAUAAUGUUUUACGGGAUUUGGGAAAACCCCUAUCCCAGAUGGCGGAUUCAGUGUUAUCCACUCAUUCAGUUUCAAAUGAAUCAAUCUCAAACGCUGGAUCUCGACCUCUUUCACAAGCAGAGAGCACAACAAUGACUGGAAGUACAACCACAUCUAGUUUUCUCACAUCCAAAUCCACUCUAGUUACUGACAGUCUGUUAAAGACUGGUAAUAUUCCUGAAAGCAUAACACAACAAUUCAAUCAAAUUGCCAAACUGAACAAGAGUAGUCUUCGGAGUCGUCGAACAGUAAGGACCACCACAACGAGGGUGACCCCAGGUCAGAUCACUAGUGUACCAGUUUCCUCAACUGUUUCGGACACUAAUGUACAAGAGUCACGAUCUGACAAGACAAGUUCUCCUACCGGUCGAUUUACAUCCGAGAUUCCAAUAUCUACCCGUGUGGUUCACGGAAUCCAGAGUUCCACCAGUUCUUUACCCUCACUGGGCACCGCUGGAAGUAGUUCGACUGGUGCAGCUAUUAGCUUGGAGCAUCAAACCACUGUCCCGGCUGGAUCCGAUCCCGGAUUGCAAAUAGAAUCUUCGAAAGAGUCUACCGGACCAUCUGGUUCUCCGCCAAUGAAAUCUGACGGCUCAACACUUCCAUCGUCCACGUCGGUCGAAGAUCAAGUUCGAAUAUCGGACAAUUCAUAUGUAACUCUGUCCUACAUGAUUCCACUGAAACAAGAAAAAAUAUUGGAUGAUCAACAAGUGGAUACGAUUUUUUACAAAAUCAACGAACUUUUCAACUACCAUCUGAGCUUCUUGAAUACACUUCAAAUGUGGGAACUCACAAAUACGGUUGGUGACAAGCUCCUAGACAUGCGCCGACAACUACGAGCAAUUUAUUAUUCUGUGCUCAAACGAUUGGUUAUUUUCUCACCACCGGAUCUGAAGCUCGAAGUUGCUCGUUUGAAGUCAAGCCUUCGCUUGGCUGCGAAUGAAGCAAAACCUCCAAAGGCAGCUUAG